AUGAAAAGCGGUGCUCUUUACAGAUCUGGUUCAGCAGUGGUCUUGAGCAAGCUGCUGUUCAACUCCUCAUCUCCAGUCCCCAGUGAAUCUCUGGUCGUCAGUGCCAUCAACACUCUUCUGAAAUCCAGACAGUCACAGCUCAAUGAAUCAGUGAAGGUGGAGAAUUUCACCUAUCAGAAAAUCUCAGAAACCUCCUAUGCUGUCGUCUUUACAUUUAGCCUGAUUAACAUCAGCAUGCCAGCAGAUUCUGAUGUCAGAGGCAACACCGACCAGAGAUUGCAGGAUAUUAUCAAUAAUGCGCUGAACACUCUUCUGAAUGAACCUGGGAAACAAUUUUUUCUACCCAAGUCCUCCAACUUCACGAGCUCUUCAAACCAGAUUGAUGGCAGGAUGGAAUACACCUUCCAGGAUGGAGAUGACAUACAACCAAUCAGCUUCCUAAAUGAGCUUCGUUCACAGAUGGAACUGACCACUACAACAGUGUCUCCAGACACAAUAACUAGUUUCCCCUCAACUUCUCCAAACCCAAUAUCUGGUUCAGCAGUGGUCACGAGCAAGCUGCUGUUCAACUCCUCAUCUCCAGUCCCCAGUGAAUCUCUGGUCGUCAGUGCCAUCAACACUCUCCUGAAAUCCAGACAGUCACAGCUCAAUGAAUCAGUGAGGGUGGCGAAUUUCACCUAUCAGAAAAUCUCAGAAACAUCCUAUGCUGUCGUCUUUACAUUUAGCCUGAUUAACAUCAGCAUGCCAGCAGAUUCUGAUGUCAGAGGCAACACCGACCAGAGAUUGCAGGAUAUUAUCAAUAAUGCGCUGAACACUCUUCUGAAUGAACCUGGGAAACAAUUUUUUCUACCCAAGUCCUCCAACUUCAUGAGCUCUUCAAACCAGAUUAAUGGCAGUAUGGAAUACACCUUCCAGGAUGGAGAUGACAUACAACCAGUCAGCUUCCUAAAUGAGCUUCGUUCACAGAUGGAACUGACCACUACAACAGUGUCUCCAGACACAAUAACCAGUUUCCCCUCAACUUCUCCAAGCCCAAUAUCUGGUUCAGCAGUGGUCACAAGCAAGCUGCUGUUCAACUCCUCAUCUCCAGUCCCCAGUGAAUCUCUGGUCAUCAGUGCCAUCAACACUCUCCUGAAAUCCAGACAGUCACAGCUCAAUGAAUCAGUGAAGGUGGAGAAUUUCACCUAUCAGAAAAUCUCAGAAACCUCCUAUGCUGUCGUCUUUACAUUUAGCCUGAUUAACUUCAGCAUGCCAGCAGAUUCUGAUGUCAGAGGCAACACCGACCAGAGAUUGCAGGAUAUUAUCAAUAAUGCGCUGAACACUCUUCUGAAUGAACCUGGGAAAAAAAAUUUUCUACCCAAGUCCUCCAACUUCACGAGCUCUUCAAACCAGAUUGAUGGCAGGAUGGAAUACACCUUCCAGGAUGGAGAUGACAUACAACCAAUCAGCUUCCUAAAUGAGCUUCGUUCACAGAUAGAACUGACCACUACAACAGUGUCUCCAGACACAAUAACCAGUUUCCCCUCAACUUCUCCAAACCCAAUAUCUGGUUCAGCAGUGGUCACGAGCAAGCUGCUGUUCAACUCCUCAUCUCCAGUCGCCAGUGAAUAUCUGGUCGUCAGUGCUAUCAACACUCUCCUGAAUUCCAGACAGUCACAGCUCAAUGAAUCAGUGAGGGUGGCGAAUUUCACCUAUCAGAAAAUCUCAGAAACAUCCUAUGCUGUCGUCUUUACAUUUAGCCUGAUUAACAUCAGCAUGCCAGCAGAUUCUGAUGUCAGAGGCAACACCGACCAGAGAUUGCAGGAUAUUAUCAAUAAUGCGGAGCUCUUCAAACCAGAUUAA
This is a messenger RNA of Rhinichthys klamathensis goyatoka, 1842 nucleotides long. Its product is annotated as probable maltase-glucoamylase 2. Bases 1 to 1842 code for a protein of 613 amino acids. Lineage: Eukaryota; Metazoa; Chordata; Actinopteri; Cypriniformes; Leuciscidae. The transcript is spliced from 18 exons. The record is from RefSeq and is a predicted model, not a curated record.